CGGAGCAGCUGAAAGCUAAAACGCCACGACGACCUGUACCACGUGACCUUGCUCGCCAUGAUUGUCGUUUCAGAAAUCGUGGUGAAAAUGUCGUCUGGCAGUCCGUCAAAGAAACUGAAAACAACACAUGAAUCAGUAAACAAGUCAGAAUUGAAAAAGUCCACGUCGGAUGAACGGACAGAAUUUAUAGAAAAGAUUCGCAACGACAGAGUGAAAGCAGCUCCAUCAAUAAAUGAAUUUAAAUUCAACAAGAAGCGAGUACAAAUAUUAUCAAAAGCAAGUGAAGUGCCAGAAUGGGCAGAGGGUGUUGUGUAUUGGAUGUCAAGAGACCAGCGAGUUCAAGAUAACUGGGCCUUGCUCUAUGCACAGAAGUUGGCUUUAAAAACUUCACUCUCACUUCAUGUUUGUUUCUGUUUGGUUCCCAAGUUUCUUGAUACUACAUAUCGACAUUACAGUUUCCUCUUGAAAGGAUUGCAAGAGGUUGAAGCAGAAUGUAAGAAACUGGCUGUUGAAUUUCAUUUACUCCUUGGUGAACCGGUCAGCACCUUGCCACAGUUUUUGACACAGCAUAAAUUAGGAGCUGUUGUCACUGAUUUCUCACCACUGAGGGAGCCUCGUAAAUGGGUGGAUGAUGUAAAGAAAUGUCUCCCAAAAGAUGUACCAUUAUGUCAGGUGGAUGCUCACAAUAUUGUCCCAUGCUGGAUUGCCUCAGAUAAAUUGGAAUAUGCUGCCAGGACAAUACGAAAUAAAAUUAAUAGCAAACUGCAGGAGUACUUAACACAAUAUCCACCUGUUGUGCCACAUCCUCAUUCACCUAAGAAGCAUGCUAUUGUAAGACAAUUUGAAGCUAACUGGGUAGCAGCUGAAAAAUUCAUAGAAGCUGAUCGAAGUGUUCAGCCUGUGACUUGGGCAACUGCAGGCACUGAGGCGGGUCUUUUAAUGUUGCAUAAAUUUUGCACGAAGGGCUUAAAAAAUUAUGGUUCCAAGCGGAAUGAUCCGACAAUUGAUGCACUUAGCAACCUGUCUCCCUGGUUUCAUUUUGGCCAUAUUUCUGUUCAGAGAGCUAUUCUUGAAGUGAAGGCAUACAGAUCCAAAUACACAGAGUCAGUAGAUGCCUUCUGUGAGGAAGCAAUUAUCCGUCGAGAACUGUCAGAUAAUUUUUGUUUUUACAAUGACAAGUACGACAGUAUUGAAGGAACAAAUGCAUGGGCAUUGAAGACCCUUAAUGAUCACAGAAAGGACAAGAGGUCAUAUAUCUACACUUGUGAAGAAUUGGAGAAGUCUUUAACACAUGAUGAUUUAUGGAAUUCUGCCCAAAUUCAGUUAGUGAAGGAUGGAAAAAUACAUGGCUUCAUGCGUAUGUAUUGGGCAAAGAAGAUAUUAGAAUGGACACCAUCACCAGAAGAAGCUUUAAGAAUUGCAAUUUAUUUAAAUGAUAGAUAUUCAUUGGAUGGAGGAGAUCCUAAUGGAUUUGUUGGGUGCAUGUGGUCUGUGUGUGGAAUACACGAUCAAGGAUGGCUAGAGAGACCAGUUUUUGGAAAAAUACGGUACAUGAAUUAUGAAGGUUGCAAGCGAAAGUUUAAUAUUGCUGCAUAUGUAAGUCGUUUUGGAGGAAAAAGUCAUAAAUAUAUAAAGAAAGCUUAGGUAUUAUCCUAUCAAAAAUAAGUGCCUUGCUGGUGUAAGGUCAGUGUUGGAACUAUAAACUUAUACAGUCAAAUCCUUAGGAACAGUGUAUGCAAGCAAGUAUGAUCCUGCCUCAAAACUUGUUAUUAUGAAGAAAUAAAAGCUAUUUCAGCUGUAUGUGGCUGCUCGCAGAUUCCUAUGACAACUUCUAAUAGCAGCUCAGUUUUCUUAUAUAAUGUCUGUCAUGUCAAAUCAGCUCUUCUCUUUGAAUUUAUUGCAUUAAUUACUUUUAAAUUUCUGUGAGGGCAAUUGUUAGAAUAUUAGAGUGAAAUAGCAGCCAGUGGGCAAAACAAUGUAUUUUGAUUUCCAAAGCAUGCAAUGUCAGGAACAUCAGCAGUACGUGGAAGUUUGAGCUUGAGAAAUCUCCCUUCUCACACCUGUAUAUUUCUAUAGUCUCAAAGUAGGAGUACACAGCUCCACUAAUUCAGAGAUUCAUCUUUCUGUAUGUGACAACAUUUUUAUUGUUUUCUGUUCCAUGUUGUGCAUAAAGUUAAGACACAAAGCUUUAAUUAAAAAAGGAUCUGAUCUGUAUUGUCUAAACCAUCUGUAUUCCCUCCAAUACCAGUUCCAAUAUUGUAUAGUGCAAUUUCUUUUCUUUUUAGUGCCCAAUUUCUCUGGUGUGGGAUUGUAUCUUCUGUCAAGGGCAACUAAUUUUGUAUAAGUAAUUGUCAUGAAUAUGCUAAAUUCUUGUGCAUAUCUGUUUUAUAAAUCAAGUUACAAAAUAACUGGUAAUCGUAAUUCUCACUUUAUUAUUAUAUGUAGUACACUGUUUAGUUCUCCUUCUUACCACUCUGUUAGAUUAAAGUACAAUAUGCAGUAUUUUGUAUAUAUUGACAUUUUU
Molecule: messenger RNA, 2524 nt
Organism: Schistocerca piceifrons (Central American locust)
Lineage: Eukaryota; Metazoa; Arthropoda; Insecta; Orthoptera; Acrididae
Gene: phr
Product: deoxyribodipyrimidine photo-lyase
Exons: 11
Coding region: 58-1644 (528 amino acids)
Biological process (GO): photoreactive repair
Molecular function (GO): deoxyribodipyrimidine photo-lyase activity
Source: RefSeq, a predicted model, not a curated record